Molecule: messenger RNA, 1881 nt
Organism: Striga hermonthica
Lineage: Eukaryota; Viridiplantae; Streptophyta; Magnoliopsida; Lamiales; Orobanchaceae
Source: the annotation of a GenBank genome assembly
AUGGCAGCAGCAGCGGCGGCGGCGGAGGAAAUCGAUUACGAGAGCGAUCCAGAGGAGGCGAAGCUAUUGAUGAAGAUGCGGAGGCGAGCGGAGGCGAGCGACGACGAGGCGGAGAAUGGAGGCGAAAUUGGGGGAAAACCGCCGCGUGGGGUUGAGACCGAUGAUUCAGAUGGUGCAUCUGCGGGCGCCGCGGCGGAAUACGAGGAAGACUAUGAUUUGGAUGAGUAUGUGGAGGAGUUAGGGGAUGCCAAUGAUGACGAGGAAAGUGGCAGUGUGAAAGGGUUUGCAGCAGCGGUGGGAAUAGGUGAUGCAGGGGAAGAUGGAGGCCUCACGGAGGAGGAGGAGGAGGAGGAGACGAGGGUGAAGAAUGACACUGGUGCUAUGAACGAGAAUAAUUUGAAUACUGAGGAUGGGGAACCUGAAGGCGAAAAGAAGGAGACGGAGCCUUAUUCCGUGCCUACAGAUGGGGCAUUCUAUAUGCAUGAUGAUAGGUUUCGGGACAGUGCUGGUGGGCGAAACAGGCGGAUGCUUGGAGGAAGAAAGUUAUGGGAGUCAAAAGAUGAUAGGAAGUGGGGACAUGAUAAGUUUGAGGAGCUAACUUCGCUGGGAAGGGCACGUGUAGAGCAUAGUAGUGGUCCGCGGGGACGUAAUCGAGGUCGUGGUCGAAAUAGAUUUGCUCAAGAAAAUAGACCUAGAGAACUCACUAGUAAUGGCACCCAGCAUAACAACAAUCAGGACAGUGAACCUAAGAGCUUUAGGGGGAGAGGACCUCGAAGGUAUCAACCAUCCUCUAAGAACAAGGAGCCUCUCACCCAUACCAAACAACAGUCGUGGAAAUCAAAAGAGAAUACUUCAUAUGUUGGUUCUGGAAAAACCAGUGAAUCUACAUCUAGUUUUGGGCCUGAUACGGUGUUGCCCAGGAAAAAAAUUCUUGCAUCCAGUUUGAACAUUGCUUCUCCCCCAUUUUAUCCAUCUGGUUCAUCCACAAAACAAAAUAGUGGCCCCAGAAACGGGGAUUUUCAAGCUGGUACAAUUAACCGGCGUAGUCAGCCAUCAGCGGUCAGAGUGGAUGAGCGUUAUAUUGACAAUUCACUUUCUGCUACUGCUGGGAAGUCUGCAAACACUGUGCCAGUGCCUUCAUCUAUUCCAUCUAUGAACUCUGGUCGAGGAAUAAGAGUGGCUCCACAGGAUCAAGUCAACGGGGUAAAUUCAGUGAUUCAGCUGCAGGCAGUUCAGGGGAAACAUGGUCAAAGUCGUGCUCAACCUACUGCUCGGUUUACACCCCGUGGAUCAAGAGCUUCUUCCCCACCAGAAACCAGUGAGGCUGGGAAUGCAGUUGAACCGCUAGUAGCUGAAUCAAAUAGAUCCAAGACUGCAUUGGUCCCUAAAGGACAAGUUAUCACUCAUGGCAGUGGAAGGGGGUCCUUCUUGUAUGGCGCAGCACAUGUUAAGGGGGCCUCUGGAAAUAUAGGCAGUGGUCAUGGAGAUCCAAAUUUCCCGGCUUUCUUGCCAGUGAUGCAGUUUGGUGGUCAGCAUCCUGGAGGAAUAGGAGUUCCUGCAGUGGGCAUGGCCUUCCCUGGAUAUGUUGGUCAACCACAGCUUGGUCGAGGGAGCUCAGAAAUGACCUGGCUACCAAUUUUAACUGGUCCUGCUGGAGCACUGGGGGCGAGAUAUGGUCCGACCUUUGCUGUUGGUGGUUCGUAUGAAGCUCGCCCAUCUGGACAGAUAUCUUCCGUAAAUUCUGCUUCAAGUAAAGAACUCAAUACAACAAAUGUUGGGGGUGUGAUGGAGUCAGCACAGAAACCAGAGCUUGGACAUACUGAUUUUGCCCAGAGGCAAAAGAAUCCUCGCAGAUAUACAGAGAUGAAAUUUGACCAGUGA